ACAGGUGAAUUAUCAAAUAAUUCGGAUCGAAGUAAUACAAUCGUUUUUCGGUCUAGAUUCAUUCACACUUGGCACUGAUUUAAAUUACCCUUCAACCGACUUUCCACUCUCUCUAAUUGACCAUGGCAGAUUCCAAUGCCACCGUUCCCCACCCUGCCAAGAUCAUCACUGGGGCCGAUCCAUUCGGCAGCGACUUGAAGGAUGCUCUAGUCUCCCACCUCCGCUCUCUGAACAUAGAAGUCGAAGACCUCGGUACCUCCUCUUACUACUCCAUCGGCGCCGAGGUCGGCCGCCGCGUCUCUUCCUCCGCCUCCGACACUCGCGGUCUCGUCGCAUGUGGUACCGGCAUCGGCGUCGGAAUUUUCGCUAAUAAAUACCCUAGUGUCUUUGCUGCCACUUGUCUCACACCUUCCGAUGCUCAAAACGCUCGCUCUAUCAACAACUCCAACGUUCUCGCCGUCUCUGGUAAGUCAACCUCCAAAGACUCCGCCAUUGAGAUUGUCAACACGUGGCUCAACACGCCUUUUAAGGCGCCCUGUCCUGCGUCAGAAAACAAACCCUGGGAUGACGACGUUCAAUGUUUUCUUGACAAUUCUGUAGCUGAAAUGAGUAAAAUUGGUAAAGAAGAUGAAGAGAAAGAAAAAUCUAGCUCUUGUAGUAUUUGUUGUUUGAUUAAAAAUAGGGAGCUGGGUCCAAUCGAUAUGAUUCCAGGAGGGUCAAUGAAGAUUCUGAGGGAGACUCCAACUUCAGCAAUAGUCAGGUUUAAGGCGGGGAGUGUGGAGCCAGCGCAUCAUCAUACAUUUGGACACGAUUUGGUGGUGAUGGAAGGAAGAAAAAGCGUGUGGAAUUUAAGUAAAGGGGAGAGGUUUGAUUUGGUUGUUGGUGAUUACUUGUUCACCCCAGCAGGAGAUGUGCAUAGAGUCAAGUAUUAUGAAGAUACUGAGUUUUUAAUCAAGUGGGAUGGACAUUGGGAUAUGUUCUUUGAUGAAGAUCUUGAGACUGCUAAGUCUGCUAUUGAGAAGGAAACCGUCUGAUCUCUCUUCGUUUGCCUAUAUGAGGUAAUGUGUUGUUGUUUGUAAAUUAUGCUUUGAUUUUGUUGGUGAGUAUGAUCUGUAAGAGUUAUUGCGCAAAAGCUUGUGUUUUUGAGAAAGUAUGUUAUGUAAUAUGAUGUUAGACAUGGAAUUUUGGCCUAUGUUGAUAUGUUCUGUUAUCUACUUGUAUAAUGUUUUUUGGGAUAAUUUGGUUAUUGAUUGUGCUGUUCUUGCUGCUACAAUGCGUUAUUUAAUUGUUGAAUAACUUAAA
Messenger RNA from Mangifera indica (mango), 1302 nucleotides. Its product is annotated as DNA damage-repair/toleration protein DRT102. The record is from RefSeq and is a predicted model, not a curated record. The transcript has a single exon. Lineage: Eukaryota; Viridiplantae; Streptophyta; Magnoliopsida; Sapindales; Anacardiaceae. Gene Ontology annotation, biological process: carbohydrate metabolic process. Gene Ontology annotation, molecular function: isomerase activity. Bases 123 to 1034 code for a protein of 303 amino acids.